CUGGAAAGAAAAUGAAUGCUACGAAACGUUAAUGGCAGUUCAAGAGCGCUGGCAGGCUUUUAAGUUAGGUUAAGAGGCUCAAACAUUUUGCGAAGAAUAAGAAUUAAAAAAAAAACAACAACAAUAGAGCGAAUGCAUUUAAAGAUGGUGACAGAGCUGUUAAUUGAUAGAACUAUAAAUUAGCUAAAGAAAUAGCCUUAUAGAUAGAAGAUGGAAGAAAAACAUUAAGAACAAGUAACAUUAUAAACCGGUAAGAGCUAGGAGUAAAAGAGUUUUGUAAAAAGCAGAAGAAUUGUCCACUUGUGCUGGCUAUAUAAAACCAAGUAUUCGAGUUCAACUAGUGAAGUAGUAGAUGCAAUACAAAGUUCUAACCUCUGCCUCGUUCAAGUUUUGUACAUUUGUGUAGCUCAACCUUUGUUGUCAACAGCCUUUUGCUUCUUGUUCUUUUGAAUGGAAAAACUGGGUUUAUAUUUUAUUUAGAAUCAUGACAGAAGCUGACACAGAGGGGACCAACGAAGAACAUAAAAAAUGGUGCCAGAAGUCAGAUGUUGCAAUUCUUAUGCGAGGUUGUCCUAUGAUGGAGGAUCGCCAAAGUGACGUCGUGCCGAGAGAAUUCCUUUGCUGCCCUCUCUGCCAGGAUGAAUACCAGGACCCCAAGUACCUGCCAUGUUUACAUUCCUUCUGCAAGGCCUGCAUCGAUGAUCACAUUGAAGCCACCUGCAAUCAGGAUCGAUGUUUCUCCUGUCCAGUAUGUGCCACGGAGAUAGAUCUAUCGCAAGAGGCGUCCAUAGAACUGCCAGAUAAUACUUUAGUCAGAAGACUGAGCUGUCCGAACACUGUGCGCGACAAGAGAAAAAAGACAUGCGGCCAGUGCGACAAUGCAGGCUCGUCCUUCCCGGCAUCGGUGCACUGCGUCAACUGCGACGAGUUCCUUUGCGAGAACUGUGCAGCUAAGCAUCUGGACCAAGAGGAAACCGUUAGUCACAAAACACAGACGAUAGACAAAUUUGAAGAGGGCGAUAAUGGCUGGUCAUCUGGCUCCCAGCUGCCAACCUUGCCACGGUGUUGUCAGUAUUACGACGCCCUGGAUAUAGGUUCUGUGUAUUGUGUGGACUGUGAGCUGUGCCUAUGCCCUGAGUGCCACAAGCGUGAGCAUGAUGACCAUAGAUGCGCAGAAGUCAGCGCCAUAGCACUAAACUUCGCCAGCAAGAUCAAAAGGCCCAUGAAGGAAUUGAAAAAAGACAAAAAGUCGCUACAGAAGGCUCUGGCAAGUUUAGAAAAGGCCAAAAACUCCACAUUCAAAAACGAACUCGAUAUGAAAGACUGUGUGAGGAAGAGGACAGGGAUGCUCUGCAAUUUGAUCAAGGAAUAUGAAACCAUUUUAAUCAUGGAACUAGAGAAGAGAUAUUCCCAGAAUUUAAAUAUGAUUCGAGAAAAAGAAGAAGUCAUCAAAAAGCAUUUGGCUUCCAUCGCCGUGGUGACUGAUCUGACCGAGAAACUGCUUGUCUUUGGUUCAGACGAAGAGAAGGUCUCGCUGCGCAGGAAAAUAGGCGGGAGAGUAAGAGAGUUAUGUGAGUACAGGCUGCCAUCUAAACAAGUCAAGCUGACAAAGUGCGUUCUGAGCGAGCCAGCGGUCACCGUGGAGUCCAUAUGUGAAAUGUUUGGCGAGCUCAAGAACCACUCGUCUUUGGAAAAGAAAAAGCUUCAAGCUGCAUCCCACAGUGUUGAUCUCGGAGUCAUGAGCAGGAGAAACAGACAUUCCAUAUCAUCUACUGAAGAGUAUCCGCUCGAGCUGGCAGGUCUGGGGGAAUAUGAGGACGAAGCAGAGGAAGACACGGACAUGCUGAGUGAAAGCAACACCAGUGACGCCCUCAGGCCAGCUUCUUCUUUGUUCUCAACUAGCGGGAACAGCAACGAAGAAAUGAGGCUAAGUAACAACAGCAGCUAUUCUCCGAGACCAGAAAAUACAACACAUGAACCUGACAACGAAGUGCAGAGAACCAUCGGCACUCAAGAAGACUUUCCAUGUCACAACUUGGAAGAACCCGUCAGAGAAAUGAGGUUUCCCGACGCUAUUAUUUCCGAAUGUAUCAAAGGCGUGGGUGUUAAUCAUUUAGGAGAUAUCAUUGUCGGCACCGUAUCCCCUGGUGGGUGUAGUAAGGUUUUUAUUCUGGAGCAGCAUGGCAUCAUCAGGGGACAGAUCCCCAUCGUUAAAAACUGGGGGAUCCACUCAAUAUCCGCCGAUGGGAAAAUUAGCCUCGUAAUGCCCAGGAGCGAGAGCAAGUACAAGGUGAAGGUCAUGUCUGGGGAUAACAAUGUUGACGUGCUGGCCGAUGGCCACAUCGAAAGUUUCGGUCUUAACUUCGUCACGGCCACCAAGGAAGGGAAACUUUUAGUGGCCGCAAGUCGUUACGCGACUACAAACGCCAUCCUUGGUCGGUCAGGGAAGUAUGGUGGUAACAUCACGCUGUACGACCAGAAAGGCUCCGUGGAGCGCGUUCUGACCAACGACACAUUCUCCGGCCUGCACAUGGACCUUUUCGACCGGCCGCACUACAUUUCAACCGACAAGAUGGGAAACUUCUUCGUGGCUGACCCGGGGAGGCAUAGCGUCAUUGGCUUCGCGCCAGGCGGGGACUUUUUGUUCGAAUAUGGCAACACGGACGCAGAGGAGGAGUUGUACCAGGGGCCAGAUAUCAUCUGCACCGAUCAACACAACAACGUCAUCGUCUUUGACAAGAAGGACAGCCGCAUCGACGUGUUGAACUACGAGGGCCACCUCCAGAGGUGCUACUUCCCUAACGAGCAUGUUCGCUUCAUUAGCAGCACCCCUGACAACCACCUGAUGCUGGUCAACUCUGAAGGCCUAAUCAGAUACUUUGAUUACAUUUAGACGCAUUUCGAUGUGUAUUAAUUUCUUCUUAGUUGAAAGCCUACAUUUAGUCAGAUCAAAUACCCAUGUACAGGGUAUUAAGGUCCUUUCGGUUGAAUGAUUUAGUCAUCUCAAACAUUACUAAGAGCAUCUUAGUUGGAUACUUAACAUUCAGUCAUCUGAAUUAAACAUUAUAAGUUUAUCUUAGUUGGAUGCAGUUCAUCUCCUUUGGCUGCCUAACAUUUGAUCUUUGUCGAGUAUAUUUAUAAAUCUACGACCUCCUCUUGAUUAGAUGCAUACAUUCAUUUGUGUCAAGUUCCUUGUUAAGAGAUUGUUACUUUCUGCCAAGUUUUGAUUCAAUGUAGAUCUAGCUAUGGUGCAAGAAAAAACUGAUAGAUCUAUACUAUGGGUGAAUGACACAAUAAACUAUACAAAAUAUAGAUUUAGUAAAAAAAAAAGUAUGUAACACCUGAACCAGUGGGUGGCCCUGCUAAAAACAACACAAUACGUGGCAUACAAUUCUAUACAUCUGUAAAGCUGUACCACACAGUAAUUGUGAAUUAACAAGUUAAGACAACCAAAUGAUGUCCUAUUAAAUAUGUGUCUAUGUAUGUGCAUAUGAUAUGUAUUGCUGGGUUCGCCAUUAGAAGACCAAAAGUAGUCGUGGCACUUAUUUUGAGCACGAUCCAAGCCAUGGCGAAAUCGGGUUGUCAAUACCUCUUUUAAUUGUUGGUAUUUAAACAUAACGGAUGGACAGACACAACAGCAUAGAACCAAAAGCGGCUUUUUCUUACAUGGGCCUAAUGAAAUUGUAUUUAAAUUAUGUCCCAGAAAAUGUUCCCUACCACACCCUGCCAAAAGUGAUGUUAGCAUUGUUUAAACAAAUAUGUAUGAUCACAUCUAUUCGAUUGAACUAUUGGAAACACAAACUUAGUAAAUGGAUUAGUUGUGGAUUCAAUGUACUCGAAACAAACUGUAUAGAAACUAGACAUUGUACUCUGGUUCCAUUAGACUCUUCCAAGCAAAUAGAAUGGACAGCUACAACACUACUAAAAGUAACCUUGUGGUGAAAGAAAUGAGCUUUAACCAUACAUUUGUAGAUGUAGAAACAGACCUAGAAACUGACGUCUUGUACAGUGUUGUUCACAGUGAAAUAUUGCCUGAAUUAAAAACGGGUUGUUGUUGUUUUUUAAUUGAACAUGUUUACAUUUAUAGAAGGCAACUGAUUUAAGGAAUCCUGCUACAUAAAUGUGCAUUGAUUUGGAUACUUUGAUGUUCUUUUUAGUUCAAUGGAUUUGUACUUCAUAUUUACCAGUACAUUUUGAUGCAAACAAAAAUUGUAACUAAAAGGUGUUCAAAUAAAUCCUAUCUUUGAGCUCUUUUGCGAUAGGUAGCGAUCUCCACUACUGGUUGCAUCAAUGUUGUUUUUUGUUUAUAAUUUGAACACGUUAUUUUACAAAUAUGACAAUGUCAUCAGAAAUAGAUCACGAUCACAGUUACAUGCACAUUCAGACAACUGGGGGGGGGGGGGG
Molecule: messenger RNA, 4404 nt
Organism: Biomphalaria glabrata
Lineage: Eukaryota; Metazoa; Mollusca; Gastropoda; Planorbidae
Product: E3 ubiquitin-protein ligase TRIM56-like
Exons: 2
Coding region: 485-2893 (802 amino acids)
Biological process (GO): positive regulation of DNA-templated transcription
Cellular component (GO): nucleoplasm; chromatin
Molecular function (GO): zinc ion binding; ubiquitin-protein transferase activity
Source: RefSeq, a predicted model, not a curated record